AUGGCGGAAUUUCAAACCGGCCUUCAACGUAGCCACGGCGCUCAGGGUGUCGCGAUGGAUGAACGCAAAACAGUCGAUCUAUUAAAUAUGGACAAAUAUGGGCACCUGGCAUGGUCAACCACGCCUGACCUGUUGCUUUCCUCGGAUCCUCCAUCUCAACCACUCCUACCAAAUCGUUCCUAUACAUCGGGAUCUGAAGGCCCAAUUCAGCAGAAGAACUGGGCCUUCCCGAGCAUGCCAUGUGUGCCCCCGUUCCCGUUCCCGUACCCACAGACGGCUCCCGUGAACGGUGCUCCUGCUGACGAGCCUUUGUUAUAUCCGAACGGACGAGGGCCGCCAAGCGGCAAGAUGCCGGUUGUCACUAGGACGCCUAGGGGAAGAAAGGCAAAAGGGAAGGCAACGAUACCAAAGGUCGUGGAAACAGAAGCAUGGCAGCAGGCUGAAAUGGUAAGUAUUAAGGAGGAAGAACCAAAGAAGAGGCGAAACCCACGGAAGAUUGACUACCAAAACUGGUAUGGCUUUCCGCCAAAGCAACCUGCGCCUUGGGGGUGGAGAACGCCACGCGGUACGCACACGUUUGAGUACGAUCACCUAGGUCAGUUGUAUCAAAAGAAGUUUUCCAGGUCUGAACUAGAAGCUUACUUCUAUGCCCAGCCUACGCGCAAGUGGACCACUGAUGUAUGGGUACCGAGGCAACUACUCCCUGGAGAGAAACAAGUGUUAUGUCCUGGGGAUCAGGGAAUACCUGCCACGCGACGUCAUGGCCUGACCCUGUGGAUAGGUUGGACUCCCGCAGCCAGUAAGGACAGGUUUCCUGGAGAGAAGUCCAACCAAUGUUGUCUUCGAGAGUGCUCGGCAAACAGUUGGGCGUUCCGAGCAGGGCAGCCCCGUGUUGCACUCGACGAGCGGAUGAACAUCGAUGGGAGCAGCCGCGAUCCUUUGCAUGUCGCUGGCUAUAUCCACCUGUUUUGCUUGGAGAAGCAUUUCGAUAUCCUGAAACUAAUGCGUGACCUUGAUGUCCGGUUGGAUUUGAGGGAAUUCGACCAUGAAAACAUAAACCCGUUUUCACUCAGAAAUCGAAAAAGCUACAAAGCAUGCAUCGAAGGUAUCCAUCAAUGGGUUGAUACUGAAUGGGACAGGCAUAGCGAUUGGGAACUAUAUCUCUCGCAACUCCGCAAAGACUGCCAAAAGGAGAAGACUUCACUUACCUGGGACCAGACCGCGAGACCGCGCCAUUUUGACGACAGCCUGACGAAGACCAUGGUAGAGACCGACAAGAACAACUAUGCUUUAAGCGGGAACAACACCAGAGAGGAACGAGCAAAAGUGGCAGGACUUUGUGGGAGAGCGGAACCCUGUCAGGCUGGAGUCCAUCUGGGCAACCUUGAGUACUUUUGGGAAGUAUUUAACAGUCGCAAAAGAAAGGGGCCUCUAUCCGAGAGACUUCCCAGCGAACAACAAACCGAGCCUACGAACGAGAAUCAGUUCCCUCACGUCGUGUACAAUCCUGACAACUUCACAAAGGGUUUCAUGCCUAGACGAACUGGGAAAUCAAAUCUAGAUCAUCUCGGACGACUUCGAGACAGUCCCCAGUAUCUGCCGCAUCCGUGUCCAAACAACAUAUUGCUCACUUACGAAUACAGAUCUGAGAUGAUGUAUCUUUUGCAACAGCGCCAUGCACCAAAAGUCCAUCAAAUGGACUACAGAGCAGUGCAUCUCAUGGCGCAGGGUGAGGUGCUGCAGAACGCGGUAUCAGAGCCUCAACUACAGUACACAUAUGUGCCAGACGCGCAUAACAUAUUUACAGCCCCUAACGCGCUUGGUUUGAUGGCUCCAUAUAUGUCAACUGACAACCUUGGUGUCGGUUUUGCCGUCAACCCUCCGGCUGUGUCUGCUCCCAUGCCAUCACGCGCUCAAGUGCAGAAGCGCGGAUUCGAAGACAUUGACCAAGGUUUGGCACCAGAUAUGACUACGACCCAGCCAGCCGUUAAGCGAAAACGGAUGACUGCAGAGCUGUCGUCCACAGCAGUUUUGUACCCACGUACAAAAUCCAAUGGACAACUGCAAGAUGUAUACAACAUGACGAGGCCGAUUCCCUUGCUGGCGGACUUGCCUCAUGUAUUCCAGUCGGGCUUCACCCAAAGAGGUGGUGUGAACUCAAUGAUGACGUCCCAAGAAAACACCGUGACCUCAAGAAAGCGCAGCAUUGAGGACGUAUAUCUUGGAGAUCCUACGUAUGAAGAGACAUACACCCUUGAGUCCCAUGACGGCCAAAACCCUCCACACAAGAGAGCUCGCCUCGACCUAUCGGAAACUGGUGGCAGCAUGCAGGUCAAGAACGAUAACACGAUGGCGCAGGAAGCUUUGCCUAAUUCUCCAGGGCAGCAUCAUGAUGCCAAAAGUGAUAUCGUGGCCGAGGAAGAUAUAUCGGUAAACAUCCAGAACAAUGACUUCAGUUUCGAUGAGUUUCUCUCUUUUAAUGCUCCAUUGGAUGGUCAUUUCAACUUGGAUGACUUGCUCAAUAGCGGCCCUGAACUCUACAGCUUGAAUGAUAUGGCUGCGGAGCAAGCAUUGUUCGAUGAGCAGGAGCAAUUUUUUCAGCAUGAGAAUGAAAAUCUCGACUCAUAA
Messenger RNA from Truncatella angustata, 2628 nucleotides. RefSeq lists its product as uncharacterized. The coding region runs from base 1 to 2628 and encodes 875 amino acids. The transcript has a single exon. Lineage: Eukaryota; Fungi; Ascomycota; Sordariomycetes; Amphisphaeriales; Sporocadaceae. The record is from RefSeq and is a predicted model, not a curated record.